AUGAAGUUCCUCUCCGUUGUCGCGGGCUUCAGCGCCCUGGCUGCCGCUGCCCCUGCCGAGCUCGACACCCGCGCCUCGUGCACCUUCACCGACGCCAAGACGGCCAUGUCCAAGAAGACCUCCUGCACCGAUAUCGUCCUCAACAACCUCAAGGUCCCCGCCGGCCAGACCCUCGACCUCACUGGCCUCAAGGCCGGUACCAAGAUCACCUUCCAGGGCACCACCACCUUCGGCUACAAGGAGUGGGAGGGCCCCCUCAUCGCCAUCGGCGGUAGCAAGGUCAGCGUCGUCGGUGCUUCCGGCAACUCCAUCUCCUGCCAGGGCGAGCGCUGGUGGGACGGCAAGGGAGGCAACGGCGGCAAGAAGAAGCCCAAGUUCUUCAAGGUCAAGAUCAACGACGGCUCCAUCUCCGGCCUCAACAUCAAGAACACCCCGGCCCACGGAUUCUCCAUCAACGGCGUUUCCGGCCUCAAGAUCUCCAACAUCCUGUUCGACAACAAGGAUGGCGACUCCAAGGGCGGCCACAACACCGACGCCUUCGACGUCGGUCAGGCUUCGGACGUGACCAUCUCCGGCGCCAAGGUCUACAACCAGGACGACUGCUUGGCUAUCAACUCUGGUACCAACAUCGUGUUCGAGAACGGAUACUGCUACGGCUCCCACGGCCUGUCCAUCGGCUCCGUUGGUGGUCGCGCCGACAACACUGUCCAGAACGUCGUUAUCCGUGACUCCACCAUCGAGAAGGCCGAUAACGGUGUCCGCAUCAAGACCAUUGCUAACAAGACUGGCAAGGUCAGCGGUGUCACCUUUGAGAACAUCACCCUCAAGAACAUCAACAAGAACGGCAUCGUCAUCCAGCAGGACUAUGAGAACGGCAGCCCUACCGGCAAGCCCACCGCCGGCGUCCCCAUCACCGGCGUCACCGUCACCAACGUCAAGGGUACCGUCGCCUCCAAGGGCAACAAUGUGUACGUCCUUUGCGCCAAGGGUGCCUGCUCCAACUGGAAGUGGUCUGGUGUCUCCAUUACCGGCGGCAAGACCGCUUCCGGUUGCGCUGGCAUUCCCGCCGGCUCCGGCGCCAAGUGCUAA
This is a messenger RNA of Colletotrichum orchidophilum, 1089 nucleotides long. RefSeq names its product endopolygalacturonase. The record is from RefSeq and is a predicted model, not a curated record. Gene Ontology annotation, biological process: pectin catabolic process. Gene Ontology annotation, cellular component: extracellular region. The transcript is spliced from 2 exons. Lineage: Eukaryota; Fungi; Ascomycota; Sordariomycetes; Glomerellales; Glomerellaceae. Gene Ontology annotation, molecular function: polygalacturonase activity. Bases 1 to 1089 code for a protein of 362 amino acids.